AUGCAGCCGGCAAGGCCGCAGCGAUCAGACAGGCGGACGGUCGAAAGCUAUGCCGCCGACUUGAAUCGGCCGAAUCCGCCUGCGGUCGCCCCUCUAAGACCAAAGCCAAAGAGUCCUUCGGCUAGGUCACCUCCAGCCGCUUCAUUCCAACAAGCCAGCGGAUUUGCAGACUUUGACGGCUACUCUCUUUCUCCAGUGAAUGGUGCGGACGGCGCGUACGCUCAUUCGCAGGACCGACGUGGCGAUUACUCGCGAGAGGGACUUAGCGAGAGACCACCGGCAGGCAGGAAUGGUCUGCUUGCCAACGACGCCCGCAGUCGAGUGACGGGCAAGAGCAGAGCACUGGCAGCUGCGCUCGGCUACGAUCAGCCUGUGCCACAGUUGCAGCCAUCAGCCCAAACGAGAGGCAAUGGCGCGCUUGCAGUACCGCGCCGACGAAGAGGUUCGGGCGAUUCUGCUUCCUCUGCCUCAUCGACUGGCUCGGCCGAGCCUUCGUUCGCUAGGACGACAUUGCAACAGCAGGCAGGAGAUAUAUCAGCCAGCAUUGAGCUAUCGCGAUCGCGGUCAAAUGCACGCCAGCCACGCCCACCUCAAGUGCCUACGAGGACCGCUUCGCAGAAUCAAAAGUCGGUUCAGGACGUGCUGUCCGCCUUUUCGGCGGCCGGACAACGGAACAGAGCCAAGGAGCAGGCUGUAGCGACUGGAUAUGAUAGUGUGCGGGCCAAUGUCACCGCGAGAAAGGCAGCGCGACCGCGGCGCGGCACAGAUGCACAAGCGCAGCCGCCCGAUCGCGCUCUGAGAGCAGAUCCGGCCUUCGCGGACAUCGAGCGUGUCAUGCACAGGAUACACAACGACUGGCCAGUCCUACUGCCCAAUGAUCAGACAGACGCCUUCGAUCCUGUCACCCUCGCGCUGGAACUCAUAGAUGACUCAACGCAAGGCCGAAGAAUGCGAUUGGAUGCGUUCGCAGAGCUACAAAAUGAUGUGGCCAAUGCGACGAAGCAGCAUAUACAGAAGCACUACCGAGCACUUGAUGCCUCUGUGACGGCGUACAACGGUAUGUCCUCUGGUCUCAACUCGGCGCAACGUGAAGUUGGCGGUCUGCGUUCGACGCUGCGUGCCGUCAAAGAAGCGCUGGGGUCGCGCCGAACGGAGCUCGCUGCUCUGGAAAGCAGGCGGACAGAGCUUGCAGAGAUGGAACGUAUUCUUGACUCGAUUGAUCAGAUCAAAGCGGUUCCAGACAAAUUGGAGACGCUGAUGUCGGAGAAGCGCUUCCUGGCUGCAUCUGUCCUGCUCGUUCGCUCGCUCAGACUGAUCAACAAGCCUGAGCUGGCGGAGAUUGGCGCUAUCGCAGAUUUGCGCGCCUAUCUCAUCGCGCAAGAGACAGCUUUACUCGAGAUCCUGGUCGAUGAGCUGCACGCCCAUCUUUAUCUCAAGUCCUUCUAUUGCGAAUCGCGUUGGAGAAUCUACCAAAGAGGCCAAACAGCUUUGCCACCUAUAGACGGCUCAGACACCCGCGAUCUAGUCGACAAGACCAACGUGCCGGGCAGUACGCCGAGUCUGCGAGUCUACCUACGCACACUGUCUAUGCAGACCUCGUAUGACCCUGUCUUGGAAGCGGGCGCAGAUCUCGAAGAAGCAACCUCAGCCGAGCCAAGUUCGCCACACGAGCGCGAUAAUCAACGCGCGAACCCCGAGACAGACUCCUUCGCCUACAUCGAGAUGCUGCUGGAAAGUGCCAACAGUUUGGGCAAGCUCAGCAAUGCGAUCGAUGCUGUCUGUCAGCGCACUCCACAAGAAAUCUACAGUCUUGUGGAUGCGACUAUUGAUGAAGUUGGAGAGCGGACUACACCUGCACCUGCAGCCGGUCAAGCGGGCCGCCCAAGCUCCGGUCUCUAUAUCGCCAUAAAUGAUGCUAAAUCGACGACCUUGCCAAAGUCACAGGCGCGUUUGCGGACAUCGCUGCUUCGCCUGGGAGCAGCCGACGGUAUAGCGGCCGAAGCAAACGCCGAAACGCUGCGCGACCUUUUCUGGACACUAUACUCGAAGCUGGACGCCGCCGUACAGGGCUUCCGAGUGGCAUACGAGGUCUGCCUUCGGAUCAAUCAGCGUCGCGGGCUCAACAGUAGCAAUGGCGUGCGCGAUGGGCUCCUACAAGCGUUACUGGACGUGUGGAAGCCUGUUCAGACGGAAGUCAGGGCACUUUUGAAUGACUACCUGACUGGCGAUGAACAGGCAACCGUCUCGUCUCGAUUUCCGAUGCAGACGAUCAACGAAAUACUUCGGGCAGGCAGAUAUGCUCGCAACGCAAGUAAACCGCUGUACCGAUCGAAAGAUAGCGAUGGCAAGGAACGCGCCAAAGAACUCAAAGCGCACGAAGACUCGCUCAUGCGGGCUUUACGCGCUUCUGUGCCUGGCCUAGUGACCUCGCUCAACGAAGCGACAAGUACAGCGGUCACUAGCGCCGGCGACGAGCGAUAUGGGUUCAAGCGCAUUGGCGAAACGCAUCGUAUUUUGCUCAGGCCGGAUGCGUUCAAUGUCAGCAUUCUCUUCGGCCCCACGCUUGCGUUCCUCGAUCGCAUUCGGGAAGUGCUCCCAGAUGCUCGAGAGCUUAGCGGCACGUCUCGCGAAGUUGGUGCGACCGAGUUUGGAGGCUUCUUGGAUGAUUUUGUCGAGAAAACAUUCUUGCCGCAGCUCGAAGAGAAAGUUCUGGCUGUCUUCAACCAUGCCGUCAAUGGAUCAGAUGCUUUCCAAGAUGCAUUCGGCGUUUCUGAGAUCCCCAUUUACAAGUCUGUGAUCAGUGUGGUGGGCCUCAUCUCCAAUUUGUGCGCGAUGUUGCGCAACACGCCGUUUCACCGCGAUCGCUACAGCGAUCUCAUCAUCAGUGUCAUCGUCCAGUACUACCAAUGCUGCGAGGCUCGCUUCAAAGAAACUGUCUCAUCAGACUCGCUCAUCGCACGGGGACCAAGCAAGCUGAAGACGUCUGCCAUGUGGACAUCUAAAGACGCUCUGGCCACGGUCAUCAAUCGCCUACGCACUACUGCUGGCGAUGACGCGCAGAAAUCGCAAUUGCUACAAGAAGAGCUUCGACUUCACUUGCAGUACAAAGGAACGUCCACAGGCGAUCAGCUUGACUAUGUACCCGUCAAGAAGGCCAAGAGCAUGAGCACGCUUUACGCAUCUUUGGAUUGGUUUCGCGAGCAGAUCAAAUCAAUGCAGGGCGACAAAAGUGGUCCUGAGUCAGACACAAGCAAUGCUUUGCCCUUCAGCAAAGAUUAUGCGACGCGCUUCGAUGCUUUGCUCAAGACCUAUCGCAAGUCUUCUGAAUAUAUUCUAGCAGCGCUUCGCACAGAGCUGCGCGUUCGAUGCCUUUGCUUUCUUGACAGAUCUGCGAGGGAAGGCAACUAUCAACUCGACAGUGCCAGUUUCGAGCCUGAUCUCGAUAUCAUAGAGCUGAACAGCGAAUUGACUCAAUUCGAUGAUGCUUUACGCUCCGCGCUAGCCCCUGCUGAGCGAUCCUACCUCAUGGACGGCCUGCCGCUGUACAUCGACAGCGUACUUGUGUACAAUGUGCGCUAUGUACGGUCCAUCAAUUCGCACGGUCUCGCCAAGAUCAUGCGUAACAUCCUCGCUCUUCAGCAGAAUCUAAAAAACCUCGGCGACAGGCCGUUGGACGUCAAUUUCGACUCGAGCAGGGCUUUCUGGCAAAUGCUGAACACGACUGCAACCUCUGAUGUCGCAAACAGCGCAGAACUCUUUGUGGCACGCUUGCGCUCUAGCAAAACAAUACCCUACGAUGUAGACUCGCUGAAAGCGCUCCUAGCGCUCACCUGCGGCUUGGAUCCUGCGACGGCAGACACGACCACCGCUUUGCCUGACAAGCGCAAGGCCUACGGUGACGCCUUGCUCGAGCUCUACAGUCUCGGCGAAUGGUGA
Molecule: messenger RNA, 3936 nt
Organism: Mixia osmundae IAM 14324
Lineage: Eukaryota; Fungi; Basidiomycota; Mixiomycetes; Mixiales; Mixiaceae
Exons: 7
Coding region: 1-3936 (1311 amino acids)
Biological process (GO): exocytosis; Golgi to plasma membrane transport
Cellular component (GO): exocyst
Source: RefSeq, a predicted model, not a curated record